Molecule: messenger RNA, 693 nt
Organism: Pediculus humanus corporis (human body louse)
Lineage: Eukaryota; Metazoa; Arthropoda; Insecta; Psocodea; Pediculidae
Exons: 4
Coding region: 1-693 (230 amino acids)
Cellular component (GO): extracellular region
Source: RefSeq, a predicted model, not a curated record
AUGAAUUCGAGAACAACAACAGAAACUAAAAGAGAAAUAUCCGUCAAAGGUGAUCUUAUUGUUGUUAAAACAUGUGAAAAAACAACAACAAUUUUACCGGGAAAGGAUCCGGUUAUAAAAGAAGUAACAAAAGUUGAAGAAUUCGUCGGUGAAGAUGGUUUAAAAAGAUUACCAGAAGAUUUUCGUCGUCAACUUGAAAAUAUUUACGAUAAGAAAACUGUUUCGCCAUCGAAUAAAAUUGCGGUAAAAGAAAAUUUUGCCGAAGAUUGUUUGGCUGAACAUAAUAAAUAUAGGAAAGCUCAUGGAGUACCACCUUUGAUCAUGAGCAUGGAGUUGGUUAAAAUAUGUGAGAAAAGAGUUCGAGAACUUUCCGAAACGGAUCGUUUAACAAAUAAUCCAAAUGCUAAUUAUGGUGAAAGCGUCGGAUGUUUUUGGUCCACGGAUCCAGAUCAUCAAAUAAAUCCUGCUGAACUUAUGUACAGAUGGUAUGCAGAAAGAAAAAAUUACAAUUAUAACGCCGAACCUAGUAAUUUAAAUGCAGGUCAUUUUACUCAAAUGGUAUGGAAAAAUAGUACGGAAUUUGGUAUAGCAGCGGCAAAAAGUAAUUCUAAUAAAAUUUUCGUUAUCGCCGCCUAUCGUGCUCCAGGAAAUUGUAUUGGACAAUUUAAAAACAACGUUUUGCCACCUACGUAA